AUGUUUGAGGAGAAAGUAAAAAAACAGAUCAAGUCAAUACAGUUUGGGCUGUUUUCCCCAGAGGAAAUAAGGAAUGGAAGUGUUGCUUUAAUUGUGCAUCCCGAGGUCAUGGAAGGGGGAGUUCCAAAGACUGGAGGAUUGAUAGAUCUGAGGAUGGGAACAACAGAUAGGAUGUAUCUUUGCCAAAGCUGUGGAGGAGAUAACUUCUCGUGUCCAGGUCACUUUGGACAUAUCGAACUUACCAAGCCCAUGUUCCAUGUUGGUUAUAUUUCCAAGAUUAAGAAGGUUUUGGAGUGUGUUUGUUUCUACUGUUCCAAGAUCAAAGUAUCAAAAAGAGGAGUAAGGUCGACGUUGAACAAUGUAUGGAGCAUGAGCAAAAGCAAGUUGGUAUGCGAGGGAGAGAUUCUUGACAAUGGAAAGAGCGGCUGUGGGAACAGACAACCUGUUAUUAAAAAGGAGGGCUUAACUCUUGUUGCUUUCAUGAAGGGAGAAGAAAGCAACGAAGGAAAAGUGAUGCUGAAUGGGGAAAGGGUGUAUAGCAUAUUCAAGAAGAUAAGCGAUGAGGACUGUGUUUAUAUGGGGUUUGACCUAAAGUAUAGCAGGCCCGAGUGGAUGAUACUUACUGUAUUGCUAGUUCCUCCACCGGCAGUAAGGCCUUCGAUUGUGAUGGAGGGCUCAUUGAGAGGGGAGGACGAUCUUACGCACAAGCUUGCAGACAUCAUAAAAUCCAAUGGAUAUUUAAAGAAAUAUGAGCAGGAGGGAGCACCAGGCCACAUUGUUCGGGAUUAUGAACAGCUACUUCAGUUCCAUGUUGCCACAUUGAUAGAUAAUGAGCUUGGAGGACAGCCUCAAGCACUACAGAAGAGUGGAAGGCCACUGAAGUCGCUAUCAGCUAGACUGAAGGGCAAAGAGGGAAGGAUUCGAGGGAAUCUUAUGGGGAAAAGAGUAGACUUUAGUGCAAGGACGGUGAUAACACCUGAUCCAAACAUAUCUCUGGAGGAGGUUGGAGUUCCUCUUGAAGUGGCAAAGAUCCAUACUUUUCCAGAAAGAGUUACAUCAUUCAACAUAGAUAAGCUGGAGAAGCUUGUUCGAGCAGGGCCCAACGAGCAUCCAGGAGCUAACUAUGUUCUUAGGUCUGAUGGACAGAAGAUCGAUCUGAACUUCAAUAGAAGUGACAUAAGGCUAGAAGAGGGGUAUAUUGUGGAAAGACAUAUGCAAUCUGGGGAUGUUGUUCUCUUCAAUAGACAGCCUUCGCUCCAUAAGAUGUCGAUGAUGGCACAUUAUGCUAGGGUGAUGGGGGACAAAACCUUCAGGCUGAAUCUCAGUGUCACAUCUCCUUAUAAUGCAGAUUUUGACGGAGAUGAAAUGAAUCUUCAUAUGCCUCAGAGCUAUACAUCCAAGGCAGAACUAGAGGAGCUGGCUCUUGUAUCUAAGCAAAUUAUUUCUCCUCAAUCCAAUAAGCCUGUUAUGGGCAUUGUGCAGGACACACUUACGGGUCUGAGACUGUUUACUCUUCGGGAUACCUUUCUGAACGAAAGAGAAGUUAUGCUGCUAUUGUAUGCAGUGAAUAUAGAGUUUAGUGACACUGCUCCUGGAGAAACCACUUACAUGGGGGUGAAUAGAACAAAGGACUACGAUAUUAUGAAGGUGCUGAAGAAUCCAGCAAUAGCCAAACCUAUGAAGCUUUGGACGGGAAAGCAGAUUCUAAGCUUUGUACUUCCAAACCUAAACUAUACCGGAUUUUCUUCGGAACACAAUGAAGAUGACAAUGAAAACAUCAAUGACACCAAAGUUAUUAUACAGAAUGGGUAUAUUCACUCUGGAGUUAUUGAUAAAAAGGCAGCAGGAGCAACUCAAGGAGGACUUAUCCACAUAAUAUUCAACGACUUUGGGCCAAAAAGAGCAGCCCAGUUCUUCAAUGGAGUUCAGAAGAUGAUCAAUAUUUUCAUGACCGGAAUCCAUACGUUUUCAAUAGGAAUAGGAGACACCAUUGCAGAUGCCAAAACGGUAAAGAUGGUUGAUGAAGCCAUCCGAAAGGCUAAGGAGGAGGUUUCUAUAAUCAUUGAAAAUGCACGUCAAAAUCGGCUUGAAAGACUUCCUGGAAUGACGAUGAAGGAAAGCUUUGAAAGCCAUUUAAACCUUGUACUGAACAGAGCAAGAGAUGUAAGUGGAACAAGUGCACAAAGAAGCCUCAGCGGAAAUAACAAUAUGAAGACCAUGGUCCUUGCUGGAUCGAAGGGGUCUUUUAUAAACAUAUCACAAGUUACAGCCUGUGUAGGACAGCAGAAUGUUGAAGGAAAACGGAUUCCUUUUGGGUUUUCCCAGAGGACACUUCCACAUUUUGUCAAAGACGACUAUACAGGAAAAAGUCGAGGAUUUGUUGAGAACAGUUAUUUGACAGGUCUUGAUCCCGAGGAGUUUUUUUUCCAUGCAAUGGGAGGAAGAGAGGGUUUGAUAGAUACAGCCAUCAAGACUGCCGAGACAGGAUAUAUCCAAAGAAGACUUGUGAAAGCGCUUGAAGAUGCCAUUGUAAGGCAAGAUGAAAGUGUCAGGAGCGGGAAUGGACUGGUAUACCAAGUAAAAUAUGGAGAAGACGGAUUUGAUGCCACUUUCUUGGAGUCACAGAAGGUCGAUGUAAAAAAUUUUACAAAAAGGUAUUAUAUUGAUAUGUUUGGAAAUGGAGAGUUGGGAAUUAAGCAAGGACAAGUUUCGGAGGAGGUUUACGGAAUUCUUUGCUCUGACGUUGAUCUACAGAAGCUCCUGGAUCAAGAGUAUGAGUGGUUAGUCGAGGAGAUAUUUGAGGGGCCUCCAAUAUCUUCUAUAGGAGAAAUAGACAUAGAGCAUGACUAUCGAGUCAAAGACAUUUACCAAAAUGCUGUGAUGAGCCCUUGCAACCUGACUCGUCUGCUAGCAUCGGCAAAGAGAGAAUUCCAUCUUUCGGCCGGAGAUGUUUCUCCUUAUUACAUACUUGAGGCACAUAAGAACCUUAUGACUUCCAACAAAAUUCUGAAUGUACUCAUAAGAACCAAUUUGAGUGUAAAAAGAAUCCUUCUUGAGCACAAGCUAAAUACGGAGGCAUUCAAUUGGGUAGUGGAAAUGAUACGCGCAAAGAUUCUAAAGGCUAAGAUAACGCCAAACGAAAUGGUGGGGACAUUAGCAGCACAGUCAGUUGGAGAGCCUGCAACACAAAUGACACUGAAUACAUUCCACCUUGCCGGGGUUUCUUCCACUGUGACUAUGGGAGUCCCUAGACUCAAAGAGAUUUUUAAUGUAACAAAGAACUUGAAAACACCAUCCAUGAAGAUAUAUCUUGAUAAGGAGCACUGUAAAACAAUUGAAUUGGCAAAGACAAUCCAGAAUGAGAUAGAGUGCCUUACGGUGAAGGACCUGUGCCUCUCUUCCGAAAUAUAUUAUGACCCAGAAAUAACAAGUACAGAGAUUGCAGAUGACAAGGACUUUGUAGAAGCGUACUUUGAGUUUCCAGACGAUGACGUGGACUUCUCUUCCCUGACACCCUUCUUGAUAAGGCUUGUUGUAGAUCGAGCUAAGCUUGUUGGAAGAGGAAUAAACCUAGAAUAUGUUGCAACAUUUAUCAGCAAGGAGUUGGGGAAUGGAGCCCAUGUGAUCUGCAGUGAUGAGAACGCAGUUGAUAUGGUGAUAAGAAUCCGGAUUGCAAAAUCAGAAGACGAAUCUUUAAACUUCUACAUGGUAGUAUUGAACUCUCUGCUGAAGUUUCAGUUGGGAGGAUAUAAAAACAUUAAGAAGGUUUAUAUUAGUGAGGACAAGAAUCGGAAAGAAUGGUAUCUACAGACUGACGGGAUCUGUCUCCCCCAAAUUCUAGGAAACCCUUCAGUUAACAGCCAGCUUACAACCUCUAAUGAUCUCAUCGAGAUUGCAGAAACCUUAGGAAUAGAGGCAGCGAGAGAAUCUAUCUUAAGAGAGUUGGCCAUAGUAAUAGAUGGAAAUGGGUCUUAUGUCAACUAUCGACACAUGAGUCUUCUAGCUGAUGUGAUGACUAUGAGGGGGUAUCUCUGCGGAAUAACUCGUCACGGUGUCAAUAAGGUUGGGGCUGGUGCGUUGAAAAGAAGCUCGUUUGAAGAAACGGUGGAAAUCCUUUUGGAUGCAGCACUAGUUUCGGAGAAGAACCUAUGUAGAGGGAUAACGGAGAACAUCAUGAUGGGGCAGCUAGCACCCAUGGGGACUGGAAAUGUCGAGAUUAUGCUGGACGUGAAGAAACUGGAUAAAGCCAUUCCAUUAUCUAAUCCAGUGUUCAAGCCUAAUGAGCCUGUAACUCCGGUGAUUAGUACUCCUUCAUCAGAUUCCUUCUCAAUUAGUAGCGGGAACUGGAGCCCAACACAUCUCGAAAUGGCAUAUCCUAGAGACCUAAGUGGAAGGCUAUCUCCCACUAGCCCUUCCUAUUCUCCAACGAGUCCAUCUUACUCCCCUACAAGCCCUUCCUAUUCUCCGACGAGUCCAUCUUACUCCCCUACAAGCCCUUCCUAUUCUCCGACGAGUCCAUCAUAUUCUCCAACGAGUCCAUCUUACUCAGUACUAACACCCAACUUCUCAAACAAAAAUAAGAGUAAGGAUCAAGAUGGCAACAAAAAACGAAGGAAUGAGGAACCUUUCUAA
Encephalitozoon intestinalis ATCC 50506 is the source of this 4632-nucleotide messenger RNA. Its product is annotated as DNA-directed RNA polymerase II largest subunit. Lineage: Eukaryota; Fungi; Microsporidia; Unikaryonidae. The transcript has a single exon. The record is from RefSeq and is a predicted model, not a curated record. Gene Ontology annotation, biological process: transcription by RNA polymerase II. Gene Ontology annotation, cellular component: RNA polymerase II, core complex. Bases 1 to 4632 code for a protein of 1543 amino acids. Gene Ontology annotation, molecular function: DNA binding.